GAUGGCUGAUUCAGAGGAUGCACCGCUACUCGUCCCCCGGACAGAAAUUGUUACCCCCGGGGCAGUACGGUCGGUACGCACCCGCUCACGGUGUAGUCUUAGUCUAACCGAAAGUGAAGUGCAAAGCUAUAUUGAUGGAGGACAGGGCGAUACAAGUGGCAGAUCCGACAAAGAAACAAGCCAGACAAACGGCCAUUGUCAUGCCAACAAGACGAGAGCAGGUUUGGACAAAACAGCUAGACGCAAGUUGGUGCUGGCUAGUUGUCUAUGUCUAUGCUUCAUGACUGGUGAAUUCGUUGGUGGCAUCCUUGCUCACAGUUUGGCAAUCAUAUCAGACGCUGCACACAUGCUCACCGACUUAGCCAGCUUCCUCAUCAGCCUGUUUGCCAUUUUUCUUGCUUCAAGACCUGCUACAAAAAAAUUAAGCUUUGGAUGGUACAGGGCUGAAAUCCUGGGUGCCCUGAUGUCCAUUGUGAUGCUAUGGGUGCUGACUGGAGUCCUGGUCUACAUGGGUGUGAUUAGAGUUUUAAAGGAUGACUAUGAAAUUAAUCCUGUUAUCAUGUUAAUUACAGCAUCGAUUGGUGUGGGUGUUAACAUCCUAAUGGGUGUAACAUUACACCAACACAGUCACUCACAUGGAGGAGGGGGAAGUCACUCUCACGAUAGUAGUGACACAAAAUCUUUGGUGAAUUCCUCCGCGGAAGACAGAAUUUCUGGUUACGGAUCGGUGACAGAAGCGGACCCUGAGAGCCAGGAAAAGCCAACCAAACAUUCCUCAAACAACAUAAAUGUUAGAGCCGCGUUUAUACAUGUAUUAGGAGACUUACUGCAAAGUAUAGGGGUCCUCAUAGCGGCAGUCCUGAUAUAUUUUAAGCCUGAGUGGAAAAUCGCAGAUCCCAUUUGCACGUUUGUCUUCUCAGUGCUGGUAAUUGUGACAACCUUAACAGUGGUUCGUGAUUUGUUACGUGUUUUAAUGGAAGGGACACCAAGAGGAGUAGAUAUAAAGGAAUUACAGUUACGGUUAUAUGGAUUACCAGGGGUGAAGGAUAUCCAUGACCUACGUGUGUGGUCUCUCUCAAUGGACAAACUGGCCCUCUCAGUCCAUCUGGCUGUCAGUGCGGAUCAUAACCCACUAGAUGUACUUCAAGCAGCCACACAAAUGGUCCAGCUGAACUUUGGUAUCCAGGAGACCACAAUACAGACUGAGGCCUAUGAUGAUGGCAUGGUGAACUGUUCUCAGUGUCAGGAUCUCCCAGACUGACCAAUCAAAAUAGUUUUGGACUGACAUAUGACAAACAUUUUCGACUGACCAAUCACAGACAUUUCAGACUGACCAAUCACAGACAUUUCAGACUGACCAAUCACAAACGUUUCUGAGUGAUUAAUCACAAACGUUUCUGACUGAUUAAUCACAAACGUUUCUGACUGAUUAAUCACAAACGUUUCUGACUGAUUAAUCACAAAACAUUUAAGACUGACCAAUGACAAGCAUUUCAGACUGACCAGACUAAUCAAUCUGGCAUUUAAAUGAAAAUUGUGACUGGUCAAUCACAACAUUUUCUGACUGACUAAUCAGACAUGUUUCAAACUGAUCACAAACUUUUAGCUACAUUAAAAAGAUUGGAUUCACUAAAAUUAACAGGAAUUUUGGAAGGAUUUGCAUUGUAUCGCAGCCACAUAACCCUCGAUACUCGAGGUCGCCGUACUGUUGACUGGCUUUAAACUUUGUUGUCAUUCCUAAGUGAUCUUCAAAAGAAAUAUAUCAGCUUAGAGAUUGGUCAGUUUUAUUUGUUUGUGUUAUAACUUCACAAUUGCCAUGACAUUUAUUCCAGGGAGUGUGUAGAGUUAAAGUUAACAAAUCAAGGAUGCAGCCAUAUUAUUUCCGUUAAAACCCAAACCAUGUUUCUGAAGCAAGCAUCUCCAGCAGUAGUAGUUAUCCAAUCUCCCAGUAGAUAUCCUAUGAUAAGCCCAGAGGGGAUGGGAUCCACCAGUACUAUCUUACACAAUGGACAUUAUUCACUAUUUAUAUGUCGGCGGUAAAGUAGGGGUGGGCUUAUUGUAGGACAACAGAAUAUCAGUUGUUAGCAUUUUUUUGAACUGCAAAAAAACAUGGGUUAGCUUAUUACCAGGCAUGGGCUUAUAAACUAAAUGUGUACAGUAUUUUCGGUAAUCACCAGCAUGUAUUGUAGCUUCAGACAAUAUUUCACAUGAUAGCUAUACUUUUUUCAGCAAAAACCUUUAUAAGAUAGUUAACCUAAUUCUGAUACGUGAUAGCUAACCUAAUUCUGAUCUGUGUUGUUCUGUUCUACAUUUUGUAUUUAUUCAGAGUGUCCAUUGGGAACUGAGAAAGUUGUUGACAACCUUAACAAUAUUUGGGUUGUGGCUCUACUUUUCUUUUUUUUAAUCCAUGGUCUUUCAAUUUGUUCUGCUCUACACUGAAUAAAACUAUUCUAAUGAAAAUUUCUAUCAAUACAGUAGGUAGGGAACAUACCAAUUUGAUUUCAGAAUACCUUCUGUCAUACUGUCUUAUGCUGAAUUGAAAAUUAAAAAAAAAAAGCAACAACAAAAUUGCUUUAAUGAUAAGUGAUCGCAGAAGAAAGGGCCCCGAAAACCUGAGACCAUAGUUUGUCUGUCAUAUUGAUUUUACAACAGUGUCGUACUUAGAGUUCAAAGUUUAAAGUAAAGUAGGCGUAAUAUUUUCAGUUAUAAUUUGAAAAAUAUGCAAGAAUCGAUCAUUUUGUAUUUGAUAUUUAGCCACUCAUUUAUUUCAAAUGCCCCGUAUGACUGCUGUCCACCUUACCAACAGUUUGUUGAAUUAUUUUAGUUUAAAUAUUUUAUUGGUAUGUAAAAUGACAAAGGGAUUAGUAUGGAAGUUUUCCGAACUGAUGAACACCUUCUAUGUUUGUUAUGCUGUAUGUGUACAGUAUAUAAACCAUUCCACCUAGUGAUGACAUGAAUGAUUUUAAGCUUCAUGAUUAUACACUCUGUUAAAUUUAUAUUUAUUCGCUAUGAAGACAUUUUUUUCGAUUUAUAUAAUUUAUGCUGUGGUGCAGUGUCUGUCAUCAGUCUGUCAUCAACUUUUUUCUUUAUACAGCUUCUACUUAUCAAAAAACAAAAGGCUUAUAAUCAUGGUAUUUUUUUGCUGGUUGGUUCGCAAAUGAUAAUGACCUUGAGAUACAUUUGGUAUUCAAGGUCACAAGGGUCAUUUUUUUUUUUUAAGCAUUUCAUUUAUUUUCUGAUUAACUGAAAGGCAGAGAAUCAUCAAAGUGGUGAAUACCAGGUGAAUGAUGCAGGCCCAUUAGGCCACUUGUUGGUUUUUGUUUUACUCAAAUUAUGUGACUUUUCCCCUCUAUUGUUUGUUUUACAUGGUGCUUUAAAAUUUAAGAAAUAUUUUUAAUGUGAAGAGAAAUAUUUGAAUCUGUGUACAAUAUUGAUAGUCAUGUUGACCUCAGUAAUGCUGAAAUAGUACAUACAUCUAUUUAGCAGUAAUCUUAUUUUAAUGCAUUUUUUUUUCUAAAUUGUGAUUGUGCUUAUUACGGUUUUGUUGGUGUGCCAAUUCAUCAUUGCACUUCCUGUAUAUAUAUUUACACUGUUUUAAUCAUUCCUCAUAUUUAUGUAUUUAUCAAUUCAUCAGGAAAACUGGUACUAUACUCUUGUUUAUGUUAUCCUUUUAUUCAAAUGAGUGAUAUGUGACAAUUAAACCAUUUUACUACAUAUGUGUAUUCUUACCUCAAACUUUCGUUUGUAAAUGACCUGCCACUGAACAAAUUUUAAGUGCAAGUGUUUGUCUGUGUAAAUGUUUUGGUGGUGAUGGGAUGGUAUUUAAUCAGUGCAAAAAAAUCUUUAAAAUUCACAAUAAUUAUUUGAAAAUGUACUUAAUUAACGUCAGAGAACUUUUUAAAGGGUUGUCCGUGGUUUUGAGAGGGCUGUCUAUACCAUGAAUAGGUUCCGGCCCCUCACUAUAUUCAUUGUUAACUCACCUGGUCGAAAGGACCAAGGUGAGCUUAUGCCAUACCAUGGCAUCCAGCAUCCGUCCGUCUGUCAACAAUUGACUUCUUCUUCAUAACUGCUGAUCGGAAUUAAACAAAAUUUGACCGGUACCAUCGUUAUGAGGUGGAGAUUCAAAAUUGUACAAAUGGUGGUGCUGACCCCCCAGGGGCCUGAGGGGAUAGGCCCAGGGGUCUUUCCCCACCCCAAGGGACUUAGUUUCAUUAAACUCAAUGUUGUUAAAACAAUCCCUGUGGUCUUUUUUACAUUCCCUAGAGAGUCAGGACUUUGUUUCUGGGUUUUAUCUUUGAAGCAGUUGAGAUCUGUUCCCCUUAACCAUAUAUUAUAAGCAUUGUUUGACAUCAUCAAAUAAAGCUAUAAACAAAUUGAACAUGAACAUAUUUUGACUUUUGGUCAAAUCCAACCAGGUGAGCGACACAGGCCCCUGGGCUUCUUGUUGAAACUUUCCAAUGUAAGAUGUAAACGCCUUUCAAAUUACAUCUGUAUUUACAAAAGGAUAGCUGUAUACUGUAUGGGAGUAUUGUAUUAUUUUUUCGUAUCUUUAUUUUAAAUGGUUAUCUGAUGUAUCAAACCAAGAGACAACAUAAUGAAUAAUGUGUGUGUGAUAGAAAUGCUCCCUUUAACUCCUGGUCAUUCAGGAAAGCCUCAUAUCUCAUAUUAGAUUCUUAUUUACGAUAUAAAACCCUGAUGUUUCUCGAGCAUUUGGCCCUUAUGGUUUUCAGACAGCAGUAAGUUUGCUUACUGUGAAGUGUUUUUUAGUCCCACCAUCUGAUAGCCCAUCCUUAUGGACUCAUUCAAAUCACCCUGUGUCCAUGGUAAAUCGGCCUUCUGCCAUCUGUAAACAACCCUUGUUAUCACUAUUUCUUGAAAAGUACUGGAGUGAUAAUCUUCAAACUUCCUGUGUACUCACCUUGGUCACUAGUUGUGCCAAUUGAAUCUAGAUUUUUGAUCUAAAAUAAAAUUGCUGACACAGGUUUUGGGUACUCCCUUCCCUGUUGUCUAGUAUACUGGACAAGGUUUUGGGUACUCCCUUCCCUGUUGUCUAGUAUACUGGACAAGGUUUUGGGUACUCCCAUCCCUGUUGUCUAGAAUACUGGACAAGGUUUUGUGAACUCAAUCCCUUUCUUGUUAUCUAAUGGACAAGUUUUUAGGUACCUGGAAGCUGAAAAAAAUAUGAUACAGGAAGACUUCGACCAUUUUAAUUCGUAGUUAGGAAAUAAGUAUAUAUAAUGUGAAAAACCUAUGCAGCAGUAUUAACACAAUGUCAUGUGUAUGAUGUACCUGUACAUCAGGUAAAUUCAAUUAAAAAAAAUGUGCCAAUGCUAACACUCUUUCAUUAUCCUAUCCAUCUCUUAUGUUUAUUUCACAAAUUUAUAUUAGGCUUUCCCUAAUCUCUGCACAAGGAACAUGAUACACAAAUUCUAUAUGGAAUACGGCACUCAGUAACGUCUACUUUGGAUUUGGUUAGCUCGUUCAAUAAAGUUUGGUUUGAGAACUAUUCAAGAUUGGGACGGGAAAUAUUCUUUUAGCUCAGUCAAUAACGUCUAAUUCGGGAACAAUUCUCAAUAACCUCUAAUUGUAGAACUGUUUUAGCUCAAUAACGUCAAGUUUGGGAAGUAUUCUUUAGUUAGCUUUAUAAUGUAUAGUUUGGGAAGUAUUCUUUAGUUAGCUUAAUAAGGUAUAGUUUGGGAAGUAUUCUUUAGUUAGUUUAAUAAUGUAUAGUUUGGGAAGUAUUCUUUAGUUAGCUUAAUAAGGUAUAGUUUGGGAAGUAUUCUUUAGUUAGUUUAAUAAUGUAUAGUUUGGGAAGUAUUCUUUAGUUAGCUUAAUAAGGUAUAGUUUGGGAAGUAUUCUUCAGCUAUAGCUCAAUAACGUCUAGUUUGGGAAGUAUUCUUUAGUUAGCUUUGUAAGGUCUAGUUUGGGAAGUAUUCUUUAGUUAGUUUAAUAACGUCUAGUUUGGGAUGUAUUCUUCAGCUAUCGCUCAAUAACAUCUAGUUUAGGAAGUAUUUUUCAGCUAUCGCUCAAUAACAUCUAGUAUUCUUUAGUUAGCUUGAUAACGUCUAGUUUGGGAAGUUUUAGUUUUUCUCUCUCAAUAAGGUCUUAUUUUAGAAGUAUUCUUUAGCUCGCUCAAAAACAUUCGGUUUGGGAACUGGUGCUCUUGUUUCCCUUGUGACUUUAAACCUAAUGCAUAUCUCAUCAAACGUUUCCUGAUAUCUAAUUAUUUUGCGCUCCCACAUAACUGAAAUACGACCUUCUAUGUAUUCUCAUAUAUUAUGUCUACAUGUGUGAUUAUUGUCCCUAUAAUGGACGGAUAUUGAUUUCUAAUUCAGACUGGACCGGCACUAUGUACACAUGUAUAUGUAACUUCUUACACGGGUCUUGGUUGACAAUAGUGUUAAGUGACAGUUACGUACUUACAGGACAAAUAAAUCAAAAUUUAUAAUGAAAUGUUUUUGAUGGAU
Molecule: messenger RNA, 6467 nt
Organism: Pecten maximus
Lineage: Eukaryota; Metazoa; Mollusca; Bivalvia; Pectinida; Pectinidae
Product: zinc transporter 2-like
Exons: 9
Coding region: 2-1261 (419 amino acids)
Biological process (GO): zinc ion transmembrane transport; response to zinc ion
Cellular component (GO): plasma membrane
Molecular function (GO): zinc ion transmembrane transporter activity
Source: RefSeq, a predicted model, not a curated record